Molecule: messenger RNA, 1723 nt
Organism: Mercurialis annua (annual mercury)
Lineage: Eukaryota; Viridiplantae; Streptophyta; Magnoliopsida; Malpighiales; Euphorbiaceae
Product: serine carboxypeptidase-like 40
Exons: 7
Coding region: 41-1561 (506 amino acids)
Biological process (GO): proteolysis
Cellular component (GO): vacuole
Molecular function (GO): serine-type carboxypeptidase activity
Source: RefSeq, a predicted model, not a curated record
AAUCUAAACUCGAUUAUCAAAAUAAAACUGUUUUUUCACAAUGGGAAACACAAAUAGAAACUUCUCCGUUUUCUCCAUUAUUAUAUUUUCAUGUUUCUUUGUUCAAUUUGCUCAUGCCAAGAGCAAAGGAGAAGCAUUUGAUCACUAUUUUCAUGCAAAAUAUAGGGGUAAUUCUGGAAUUGAGACCAGUCUUCUUCAAGUAAACCCUAAUGAACAUCAUGUUAAUACACCAAAGAUGAUGAUUCCGGGGGAUUAUGUUGGAUCGAAAGAGAAUGAUAGAAUCGACAGACUGCCCGGACAGCCUGACGUCGAUUUCGAGCAGUACGGUGGCUAUAUUACGACCGAUGAGUCGGCCGGCCGGGCGCUUUAUUAUUAUUUUGCUGAGGCUCAACAUUACCCUAAAGAGUCUCUGCCUCUUCUUCUUUGGCUCAAUGGAGGACCCGGAUGUUCAUCGUUAGGGUAUGGAGCUAUGCAAGAGCUCGGACCAUUCCGAGUACGUAGUGAUGGAAAAACACUUUUCAAAAAUCAUUACUCAUGGAAUUACGCUGCCAAUGUUUUGUUCCUCGAGUCGCCCGCCGGAGUAGGGUUUUCGUAUUCGAAUACGACGUCGGAUUACGACAAGAGCGGAGACCAAAACACAGCCGAUGACAACUAUAGAUUUUUGGUAAAUUGGCUAGAGAGAUUUCCUGAGUACAAAGAUAGAGAUUUUUAUAUUUCUGGAGAAAGCUAUGCUGGACGUUAUGUGCCUGAUCUUGCACAUGCCAUUCUUGACAAUAAUAAGAAGGCUGGCAACCCUAUUAUCAACCUCAAGGGCAUUUUAAUUGGAAAUGCAGUGAUCAAUGACGAGACAGAUAAUCUUGGGAUGUAUGAUUACUUUGCAACACAUGCUAUAAUUUCUCAAGAAGAUAUAGCAAACAUCAAGCAACAUUGUGAUUUCUCACCCAAUGCCACAACUCAAACUCUUGAGUGCAAUUCAGUCCUUGAUAAAACUGACAAACAAACUUCUUAUCUUGACAUUUAUAACAUUUAUGCCCCUCUUUGCACCAAUCCUAACACCACACCAAAACCCAAGAAGGCUUCUUUGGUCAAUUUCGAUCCGUGCAGCGAUUACUACGUGUACGCUUAUCUUAAUCGAGCUGAUGUACAAGAAGCAAUGCAUGCUAAUGUGACGAAGCUUGAUCAUGAUUGGGAACCAUGCAGUGAUAUUAUUAGGCAUUGGGCAUAUGGAUCUUCAACUGUCCUUCCAUUGUUACAAGAGUUCAUGGAUAACGGACUUCGUGUGUGGAUAUUCAGUGGGGAUGUAGAUGGAAGAGUACCAGUAACUUCUACUCAGUAUUCUAUUGAAGCAAUGAACCUUGACAUCAAAACUGAAUGGCAUCCUUGGUACCUCCAAGGAGAGGUUGGAGGGUUCACACAAGUAUACAAAGGAGACCUAACAUUUGCAACAGUAAGAGGAGCAGGACAUCAAGUUCCAAGCUAUAAGCCUUUCAGAGCUCUUUCAUUGAUCAAACAUUUUCUUGAUGGCACUCCUCUCCCUGAUACUACCAGAUAUCCAUCUUAGUUUUUCCAUUAAAACAUUGCUAAUUUUUUUUAGUUAGGGUUUAGAAUUUGGAUCUUAUUUUGCCCUUUAAUAUUUUUAUUAAAGUAGUUUUUUUUUUCUUUUGAGUAAUUGGUUGUGACUUUGAUUAUUUUUAUUUUUAUGAAAGAUUGGAUUGAUCCUAUA